AUGUCACUGAAGCGUUUCGCUACUUUAGCGUUACAUUUUACGGAAGUGUUAUUGUAUAAAUUUGGCAAAUAUUCAGCAUCGUCACGAAUUUCAUUGUUGCCAAUUGUUAAAGCAAAUCUGCGAAAAAAUGUUGGCCUUACGGAAUUCACUCAGAAUAAAUAUACGCUUACACGAUUAUUUCGUUCCAUUUUGCGCGGUUUGAAUUCGCGAAUGUUUAUUCGGCCUUUCUCCACAGUCGAUCAUAAUAAAGUUCGAUUCUCGAAUGGUCGAAUUAAUAGGCAUUAUUUCAUUGUCAUAAAACGAAAACCCUAUACAGUUUUCGACAAAAUAAAGCAUUUGUUCUCUACGCAUGAGCGAUUUAACAGAACAUUGUUAGGCGCCGAUUUGCCGGAUCGUCUCGAUGGAUAUGAUAUAGGGUCAAAUAUUGCUUGUGGAUGUAAUGCAGCAAUUUAUGAACUUCGUGUCAAAGAACCAAUUUUGAAUAUUCGUCGAAGUAAUGCGCCUUUGGAAAAUCACGAAUUUCCUUCUACAUCAAAUUUUUCUAGAGAUUAUUCUGUAGGUGCUCGAUUGAAGGCCUAUCCUCUCGCUCUGAAAAUCAUGUUUAAUUAUGAUUUCGAUCUUCCUGAACAUUAUUUAUGGUUGGAUAUGUGUAAUGAAUUAAUUCCGUUGGAUGAUGCGAAACAUUUACUUAGAGAUCGCUUCAUAAACCUUCGUACUUUGCCUCAUUGUCAUCCCAACAUUGUGAAAAUGUAUAAAGCAUUCAUUGAUCGCAUGCCAAUAUUCGAAGAAGCUCAGAAUUUAUACCCGGAAGCUUUACCAACUGCAACUUUCCACGGUAAUACAUUAUUAGAGCCGCGAACAAUGUUUAUCAUUAUGAAAAGAUAUCGUAUGACAUUACGAGAAUAUAUAUUGACUAGAAAACGAAAUUAUUGGACAGGUCGUGUUCUUUUUGGUCAAUUACUUGAAGCUAUUGUUUUUCUUUUCGAUAACCAGAUAAGUCAUCGUGAUAUGAAAUCGGAUAAUAUCUUGCUGGACUUCGACUGCGAUAGUGAUAUUCCACACUUGGUUCUUUCUGAUUUUGGAUGUGCUUUAGCCACAGGAUCAUUUUUGGUUAAUUAUACUAAUGAUGAGGUGAAUCUAGGUGGUAAUCUAUCUCUUCGUGCACCAGAAGUUCGACGAGCUGUGCCAGGCAUCGGUCAUUUCGUCAAUUUUAGCAUGGCUGACCUUUGGGCUGCAGGAACGAUUGGCUAUGAAAUCUUUACCAGGAUGAACCCUUUCUAUAAACAGAUGAAAAGUUAUGAUUAUAUGGAAUUUGAACUUCCGCAACUUCCGAGGAGAAUCCAUUAUGCAGUAAAAAUGAUUAUUCGAGAAAUGUUGCGAAUCGAUCCCCAAAAACGCCCGAAGCCGCAUGUAGCUGCUAACUUAAUUUGUUUAUCGUUAUUUCGAUUUGGGGAAGAUUUUAAACAAUAUUUGAUUGGUAGCGGAAUCGAUUUCUUAUUUAGUACAGAAGGCAUCUCGAAAUUAGGACAUCUGGAACAAGGUACCGGUGAUAAAAUUCGUCUGUUCGAAAGGAAAAUUAUGGAAAAUUUAAAUGAUGUUAUGCUUUUAUAUGCUUCCGAAACGAUUCUUGCAAAAAAUCUUGAAGGCGUUGCCAUUAGUCAGGCGGAAAUACAAUUACGAUCAACUUUUUUAUCUCGUUUGGACUAUGAAGAUGUAUGGUCCGCAAUCGCCUAUUUUUAUGUUGAUGAGGAGAAAAUUCAUUAA
This is a messenger RNA of Dracunculus medinensis (Guinea worm), 1764 nucleotides long. The record is from the annotation of a GenBank genome assembly. NCBI's taxonomy places the organism in Eukaryota, Metazoa, Nematoda, Chromadorea, Rhabditida, Dracunculidae.